GUCUGUUCUCAAGUGCACUUUGAAUGUGUUCAGUGUGUCUGUGCCAGGGGCAUGACCAGCAUGUUCAAAAGCACGACAGAGCUGCCGCAGUUGCAGCUUAGGGUCGACCAGCAGCACCAAGACGGUGGCGCAGCCGGACCGUCAGCCGGACCGGCCCACGGACAUGAACACUGCGGCCCAAACCCGCUCGACGCGGCCGUCGGAAAACUCCUCGAUGGAUAUGACUGGACUUUAUUGCCGGUCACCCAAAGGGCAGCGACGGCCAGCAAGAGGUUAGCGCACGUGAAGCGGCCGAUGAACGCAUUCAUGGUUUGGGCGCAGGCUGCCAGGAGAAGACUCGCUGAUCAGUACCCACAACUGCACAACGCAGAACUCAGCAAAACCCUCGGCAAAUUGUGGAGAAUUCUCAGCGAGGCGGAAAAGCAGCCAUUCAUGGAAGAAGCAGAAAGAUUGCGAAAUGCCCACAAGAAGGACCAUCCUGAUUACAAAUACCAGCCACGAAGGAGGAAACCACCGAAGUCUCGCUCUCAGCGGCAAUCUCAGCAAGGAAACGAAGAAGCAAGCCCUGGUGUUCGUUAUGUCGAGUCGGAGGCUCCGAGUAGCAACAGUAGUAGCAGCGUCUCUUCUGCAAGAGCUUUUCAAAGACUUCCAGCGACGGCGGCAAAUAAUAUGACUCUUCAAUCAGAGGGUUCUUCUCCAGGCGCUCCUCCAACGCCACCGAAAACACCUCAUCAGUCAAAUUCAAAUGUUUCAUCCGCCAUGGGAUCUAUUAGAGUUACUCAGUCAGCACCAAAGAGCAGCCCUCCCGACCUAAGAUCAAAUAGGAUGGAUUGCAAUUACCAGGCUCGAGACUGCAACCCUGUGGCAGAGGUUUCAGUCAACUUGCACGAGGAAAAAGGGUUUCCCGGCCAGUGCUUCCAGUAUCAUCAGCAGUAUGAGCCCACGGUAUCCAGCAACACUUCGUACACGCAGCGACAUCAGACGCCGAGUUUCUACUCUCUGAGACAGGAUAAUGAAGCUGGGGGAGCUUUCGGCCCCACAAACCGGCACUCGCCCUUUGACCAGCCGCAAACGUACCCAGCGCAGCCACAGGCCUUUUAUCACCACCCAUACCAGGGACCGCCUUACUACAUGCCUCCGAGAUAGAUUUGUAAUAUAAAAAUCAUAUAAGAAUGUGGAACUUGAUUUUCAAAAAUUGCCUUUUUACUUGUCUUCUAUUAAGGAAUUAUUAAUCAAUUGCCGGAUAUUAAAUGAGCGAACCGUCUAACACUAAAUGCAAAAUAAAAAUACUUUUGAAUUAUUUAUUAACA
Messenger RNA from Cloeon dipterum, 1310 nucleotides. RefSeq names its product transcription factor SOX-9-like. The record is from RefSeq and is a predicted model, not a curated record. Lineage: Eukaryota; Metazoa; Arthropoda; Insecta; Ephemeroptera; Baetidae. The transcript is spliced from 7 exons. Gene Ontology annotation, cellular component: nucleus. Bases 52 to 1146 code for a protein of 364 amino acids. Gene Ontology annotation, biological process: regulation of transcription by RNA polymerase II. Gene Ontology annotation, molecular function: RNA polymerase II cis-regulatory region sequence-specific DNA binding; DNA-binding transcription factor activity, RNA polymerase II-specific.